AUGUCUUCGUCGGGGACGCUCAGCAACUACUACGUGGACUCGUUCCUCCUCCACGAGACCGAGGAGCUGGUGCAGUCGCGCUACGCCGCGGCCCCCCUGGGCCAGCCGGCCAGGCAGGCGACCCUCGGCGAGCACCCCGAGUUCACCCCCUGCAGCUUCCAGUCGAAAGCGUCCGUCUUCAGCACUUCCUGGAAUGCCGUGCACCCGCCGAGCGCCAACAAUGUGCCGGCUGUCUACCACCCGUACGUGCAUCACCAGCCACCCGACGGCAGGUACAUGCGUUCGUGGCUGGAGCCGAUGCCGGCUUCCUUGUCUUUCCCCGGCUUGCCGGCCAGCAGGCAUUACGGCAUUAAACCUGAACCGCUCACGGCCAGGAGGGGUGACUGUACCACCUUUGACACGCACGCACUCUCCCUGACUGAUUAUGCUUGUGGUUCUCCUCCAGCUGAUAGGGAUAAGCCAGCCAACGACGGGGCAUUCUCGGAAAACAAUGGCGAGAGCGAGGCAAACGGAGACAAACCCCAGCUGGACCCAAAUAACCCAGCAGCAAACUGGUUACAUGCAAGAUCCACUAGGAAAAAACGUUGCCCUUACACCAAGCAUCAGACACUGGAGUUGGAGAAAGAGUUUCUCUUCAAUAUGUAUCUCACCAGGGACCGAAGGUAUGAAGUGGCCAGGCUCCUGAAUUUAACCGAGAGACAAGUGAAAAUCUGGUUCCAGAAUCGUAGGAUGAAAAUGAAGAAAAUUAACAAAGAUCGAGCAAAGGAUGAAUGA
Molecule: messenger RNA, 774 nt
Organism: Thamnophis elegans (Western terrestrial garter snake)
Lineage: Eukaryota; Metazoa; Chordata; Lepidosauria; Squamata; Natricidae
Gene: HOXA9
Product: homeobox A9
Exons: 2
Coding region: 1-774 (257 amino acids)
Biological process (GO): embryonic skeletal system morphogenesis; regulation of transcription by RNA polymerase II; DNA-templated transcription
Cellular component (GO): nucleus
Molecular function (GO): DNA-binding transcription factor activity, RNA polymerase II-specific; RNA polymerase II cis-regulatory region sequence-specific DNA binding
Source: RefSeq, a predicted model, not a curated record